Messenger RNA from Exophiala viscosa, 1245 nucleotides. RefSeq lists its product as uncharacterized. The record is from RefSeq and is a predicted model, not a curated record. The transcript has a single exon. The coding region runs from base 308 to 1111 and encodes 267 amino acids. NCBI's taxonomy places the organism in Eukaryota, Fungi, Ascomycota, Eurotiomycetes, Chaetothyriales, Herpotrichiellaceae.
CAUACAAUCUACCGUGCGAAUGGACUUUGAUGCGCCAAGUUGUUCCGUCGUUGUUCCGUCGCGAACAUCUCGGCCAAUUCUCGCCCUCGUAGACAUGAUGAACACGCUGGCGACAAUGCGCCCGUAUAAUGCAUAUAAAGAUGAUGGCUAACUUCCGUAUCGAAGCUGCUAAUCAUCACACAGACACCAUCGCAGCAAACCACCAAAGACCUCAACAAUACAAAAACUACCGUAGUCGACCUCGCAAAGCAGCCUCAAUAACACCAUAAAACCAACUGAACGACCACACAUCACUACAACCGACAAGAUGAUCGCUAAAAUGCCCCAAUCCACCACCGUCGCGUUCUUCGGCGCGACCGGCGGCGUCACCAACGCCAUCCUCAUCCACACCCUGCUUGCAGGCUACAAAGCCACAGCUCUCGUCCGCACACCAGCCAAGCUUAUCAAGCAAUUGACUGAGCAAGGUCUCGAUGAAGUCCUGGUAGCCAAGAACCUCACCAUCAUCGAGGGCAACGCUUUGGACGUCGCAGCAGUGAAAGGCACCUUGACAGCACGAGACGACCUGCCCACACACAUUGUCACUGGUCUUGGCGGCUCGCCCAGUCUGCAAUUCGACCCAUGUCACCCACUGCACAUCGCGAAACUGGACAACAACAAUAUUUGCGAGACCGCGGCCAAGACGCUUGUUACGGCGCUGCGCGAAAUCUAUGUUGAAAAGCCUCACCUGGCGGAGAGAAAACCACUACUCAUGUUCGUUUCGACGACCGGCAUUUCGCGUGGUCCCGAGGAUGUGCCAUUCGGUAUGCGCUUCAUGUACCAUCAGAUGCUUGCCGUGCCGCACGCGGACAAGAAGAAGAUGGAGAAUGUGUAUCGUGCAGACAACGGUGCAUUCCGCAAUGUCACGGGGAUCCGGCCGACGUUGUUGACUGGCGCUGUCGAGUACACUGAUGUCGUGGGACUGGAGAAGGUAAGCAGCGGGACUGAGGCCAAACCGGCGCGGGGGUUCAGCAUCAAGAGGGCGGAUGUUGGACAUUGGGUGUUUGAAAACCUGAUCAAUGAGGAGAAGAGACGGCCGGAGUUGGAGGGUGAGAUGGUCUCAUUGACGAGUUGAAUGUUUCAAUUGUAUUUGGUUUGACGCGUUGGGAGCGGGAGUUGUGUUGCAUAUAUGGCUUGAAGGUAUAACAGAUAGAUUGGUUAAACAAUGUACCAGUAAUAACAAGAUAAAUGCGAAGCAUAAUUGUGUGA